Paramisgurnus dabryanus is the source of this 2783-nucleotide messenger RNA. RefSeq lists its product as uncharacterized. Gene Ontology annotation, cellular component: nucleus. Gene Ontology annotation, molecular function: DNA-binding transcription factor activity, RNA polymerase II-specific; RNA polymerase II cis-regulatory region sequence-specific DNA binding. Gene Ontology annotation, biological process: regulation of transcription by RNA polymerase II. The record is from RefSeq and is a predicted model, not a curated record. NCBI's taxonomy places the organism in Eukaryota, Metazoa, Chordata, Actinopteri, Cypriniformes, Cobitidae.
AUGGAAGUGAAAGAGGAGAGUCAAGCUGAAGUGGAUGAGAAACAUCAGAUUGUAAAAAUAAACCAUAAUGUUUCACAGAAAGAAACUCUGAAAACAGAAGACAUAAAGUGUGAAAAUAGUUUCAGUGAAGAUGAACGCCCUGAAGAUCACAAGAGGACUCACAGUGAGGAGAAACCUUUCACUUGUCAACAGUGUGGAAAGAGUUUCACAAGAAAAGUUUACCUUAAAGCACACAUGAGGAUUCACACGGGAGAGAAACUAUUCAGAUGUCAACAGUGUGAAAAGAGUUUCACUUUUCAAUCGAGCCUUAGCAAGCACAAGAAAGCUCACAUGGUGGGAAAGCAACACGCGUGCCAGCAUUGUGACAAGAGUUUCCCAUAUAAAAGUGAACUUCAGAUACACGUAAGACUUCACACUGGAGAGAGACCUUACACAUGUCAUCUGUGUGGAAAGAGUUUCACAAGUAAAGGUGUUCUUAGGAAACACAUGAGAAUUCACACUGAAGAGAAACCAUUCACUUGUCAUCUGUGUGAAAAGAGUUUCAGAAGUAAAACUGAGCUUAAGCGUCACACAAGAAUUCACACUGAAGAGAAACCAUUCACGUGUCAUCUGUGCGGAAACAGUUUCCAAAAUAAAAGUAACCUUAAGUUUCACACAAGAAUUCACACUGGAGAGAAACCGUUCACAUGCCAUGAGUGUAAAAAAAGUUUCAGAAGGAAGAGUACCUUAACAGCACACAUGACAAUUCACACUGGAGAGAAACCUCACGCAUGUCUUCAGUGUGAAAAGAGUUUCAUAGAUAAACGUGGACUUGAGAUUCACAUGAGAAGACACACUGGAGAGAAACCUUACAUAUGCUCUCAGUGUGAAAAGAGUUUUACAAGCAAACGCACUCUUAAGGCACACAUGAAAGUUCACACUGCUGCAAAACCAUUCGCAUGUCAUCACUGUGCAAAAGUUUUUAUAACGAAACGUGACCUUAAUAUACAUGUGAGUAUUCACUCUGGAGAGAGACCGUUCACUUGUCAUCACUAUGGAAAGAGUUUUAAAGUAAAAAAUGAACUUAAAAGACACCUAAAAAUUCACACUGGAGAGAAACCUUACACUUGUCAUCUGUGUGGAAAGAGUUUCAGAAAAAUUUUUUACCUGAAAAUACACAGUAGGACUCACACAGGAGAGAAACCUCACACAUGUCUUCAUUGUGGAAAGAGUUUCAGUUUGGAGUUUAUUCUUAAGAAACACAUGAUAACUCACAGUGAAAAGAAACCUCACGCAUGUCCUCAAGAGUUUCAUAUAUAAAAGUCUACUUGAGAUUCACAUGAGAAGUCACACUGGAGAGAAACCUUACAUAUGCUCUCAGUGUGAAAAGAGUUUUACAAGUGAAGUUGCUCUUAAGACACACAUGAGAAAGAUAGAACAUAAGCAGUAAAAGUGCCUAUCUAAUAGAAAUUAUAACCAUUAUAACAUCAGUCACAUUUAUAAUCUAUAGACCUGCGCUGUCUAUUAAUAUACUAUACAUAGCAUUGUAUUAUAUUGAGUUUGAUAAAAGGGGUCUAAUCGCGUCAUAUAUCAGUGCAAAAACAGUAAGUGUUUUCGUGGUGCAUUGACAAACAGUGUCAGCUUUGUUUAUGGCAAAGAAAGUUUGGGGUUUUUAGAUUAAUGAACUAUAAUGUGAAAUUAAUAUAAAUUUUUAAUAAAUCAAAGUAUUGUGUUGUGUCACACAUUAUUAGUUCUUCGUCACAUGUAUAGUAGACCAUUAUUUGUCAGUGGGUAAUGACCGGCUACCACCACAAGUAAAUUUCAGAUCUUUGGGAAACACUGCAACGUUUAAGAAAACAAGGCGGCAUGUGGUUUAAAAGAUGGCAAGUAAGAUAAAAAACAUAUCUGUAUGCAAUACAGUUUCAUUAUUAUCCAGAGCGCCUUAAUAUAACUUGAAAAAAAUAUGUGCGACCAAAUCAUAUUUUGCGCCAGUAACUGAAAAAGUUGGUAGCGCAAGUGCCACCAGUGGAAAAGGUUAGUGUAGUUCCCUGCAUAGCGUUGUGUGUUCUUUCCAUACAACUCAAUUUUGGUUUCAUCUGUCCACAUAAUGUUUUGUCAGUAGUGCUGUGGAACAUCCAGGUGCUCUUUUGCAAACUUCAAAUGUGCUGCAAUGUUUUUUUUUGGACAGCAGUGGCUUUCUCCGUGGUGUCCUCCCAUGAAGUCCAUUCUUGUUUAAUGUUUUCCUUAUUGUAGAUUUGUCAACAAAAAAUGUUAGCAUGUGCCAGAGAUUUCUGUAAGUCUUUAUUUAGCUGACACUCUAGGAUUCUUCUUCACCUCAUUGAGCAUUCUGCGCUGUGCUCUUUCAGUCAUCUUUACAGGACGACCACGCCUAGGGAAUGUAGCAACAGUGCUGAACUUUCUCCAUUUGUAGACAAUCUGUCUUACCGUGGACACAUGGACAUCAAGGCUUUUAGAUAUACUUUUGUAGCCCUUUGCAGCUUUAUGUUAGUCAACAAUUCUUGAUCGUAGGUCUUUUGAGAGCUCUUUUGUGUGAGGCAUGGUUCACAUCAGACAAUGCUUCUUCAGAACAGCAAACUCAAAACUGGUGUGUGUUGUUUUUUAUUGGACAGGGCAGCUUUAAUCAACACAUCCAAUCUCAUCACAUUGAUUGGACUCCAGGUUGGCUGACUCCUGACUCCAAUUAGCUCUUGGAGAAGUCAUUAGCCUAGGGUUUCACAUACUUUUUCCACCCUGCACUAUGAAUGUUUACAUGUUGUGUUCAAUAAAAACAUGAAAACGUAUAA